This is a messenger RNA of Poecile atricapillus (Black-capped chickadee), 1809 nucleotides long. It is a transcript of the gene TAFA3, whose product is annotated as TAFA chemokine like family member 3. The record is from RefSeq and is a predicted model, not a curated record. Gene Ontology annotation, molecular function: receptor ligand activity. The transcript is spliced from 6 exons. Lineage: Eukaryota; Metazoa; Chordata; Aves; Passeriformes; Paridae. The coding region runs from base 226 to 630 and encodes 134 amino acids.
CGCGCUGCCGCCGCCGCCGCCCGGCGAUGCCCGCGGCCCCCGGUGGCUGCGGCCCGCGGAGGCGGCGCUGACCCGGCGAGCAGAGCGGCCCCCGGCCAUGGGCAGCGUCGGCCCCCGCCCGCAGCGAGGCCACCGGCAGAUGUGCUGAUGUCUGCUUCUUGCAAAGACCUGACCCACCUGAGGCUGGCAGAUGCACAGAUGUGAGCGUGAAUCCCCAGUAAAAGAAUGAGUGAGAGAGACAUACAGAACCUGAGCAAAUGGGUUUUCGUGCUCAGUCUCUGCCUUACCACGCUGUGGGGACGACUGACGCUGGCCUCCACGCAUCACCACAGAAGCCAUUCAGUGCAUGUAGAGCCCGGCACAUGCGAAGUCAUUGCAGCUCACCGGUGCUGCAACAAGAACAAGAUCGAGGAGCGCUCGCAGACGGUGAAAUGCUCCUGUUUCCCAGGGCAGGUGGCAGGGACAACGCGGGCAGCUCCCUCCUGUGUGGAUGCCUCCAUCGUGCUGCAGAAGUGGUGGUGCCAGAUGGAGCCGUGUCUCGAUGGGGAAGAGUGCAAAGUGCUGCCUGACCUCUCGGGAUGGAGCUGCAGCAGUGGCAACAAAGUGAAGACGACCAAGGUCACUCGAUAGCCUCCAUGCCGCGUGGCACUGGCUGACCAGCCUUGGUGUGGGUCCUGGUGCUGCCAUGAGCAGCAGGAUGUGGCCCAGUGCCUGCAGAGGUGGGAUGCUCCAGGGCUACCAUCCUGCACCCGUCAGCGGGACUGUGACAGCUACAGGAUCAGAGCAUGUGCUGAGCCCCAGCUUCCCUGGAGGCUGCAGGCAGGGAGCCCAUUGCAACUGCCAGAAUCCCGUCGCUCCAUGGUUUCCUCCUUUUCUCUGGACACAUCCUCCUAAAUAAAAUACUCCCACUGUGUAAGAGCUGUUGACAAUCCAGAGACAGGCAGCAGGCCCCCAGAAUGGGCUUUAAUCUGAAUAGCUGAAAUCAUUGCUGUGAGUCGCCUUUCCCUGUCGCCUGAGAUGCUGAAUCCAAGUUGCAGUCAGGAAUCGAGAAGUCCAUGGUUAUGUGAAACCCUUCCCCAUGUGGCUCCUGGCCCUGGGGUUCCUAGGAGCAGCCUCUGAGCUCCAGCCUGAUCCUGAGUCACUGGGGGCUGCUGUGCCCUCGGAGCACUGGGCUUUCCUUGCCCCACCGCCUUCCUGCUAUGAUCACAUGCAGCAGAUGUGGCAGCAUAGUCAGAGGGUGUCUGACAGCCUGUUGGCCCCCAGGGAUGGUGAGAUGUCUCCAUGGCACAUGCUGCUGGUUUCUCCUUCCUUGGUAAUUGCAUUAAUCAGGUUGAAAAUUUAAUGUUUUCCACCAUGCAAGUCCCAGGCACUGAGUUUCUGCUUGUGUUUGCAAUUGAAUUCUAGAGUUGUGUGAGGGGAUCUCUCUGUCUGUGGCUGUGGGCUGUCUAGGGCAUGCAGAUGCCCAGAUAGGGUCUCAGACUGAGCCAGAUUUUGUUGCAGUAAUCCAAAAUAAAGAGAAAUUUACCACCUCCUGGCCCUGAGCUCAUGACCUUCUCCAGGACACAGCAUUUCCUGUGGUAUAGCGACUGAAGUGGGGGAGAAUGUGAGCUCUGUACCCCCAGUGUCAGACAUGCUCGGGGCCCUGGGGCUGUGGGACCAGCACCUCCAGCCCUGCUCUGGGUCCCUGCAGGGGAUGUGCUGGUGCAGGAGGGGCUGGAGAUGGGGAGGGGGCCAUGACAAUGAGGGGGUCUGGCGUGUUUGCUGCCACCUGCCUCCUGCCCUGACUCCCAGCACAGGACUCAUUAUUGA